Paramecium primaurelia is the source of this 414-nucleotide messenger RNA. The record is from the annotation of a GenBank genome assembly. NCBI's taxonomy places the organism in Eukaryota, Ciliophora, Oligohymenophorea, Peniculida, Parameciidae.
AUUAAUUAAAAUGGUUUUAGGGCAAGUUUUUUCCUUUUUUUCACAGCAAGUAAUGUUUAUUUGGCUUUUGGUGUUUAUUACACCUCUUUAUGUAUUUUUGGCUAGCAUAAUGGGAAAAGGACUUUAAAUUCUUUAUCAAAUGUCAAUAAAUAGAUAAUCAUUAAUUUAUAAAUACGUGGGAGAUGUUAGUUGGUUGUUCCCAUUUAGAGUAUUAAUUAAUAUAUAUUAUUGUAGCAAAAUGAAUAAGAAUUUAAACUAGUACACAUUAUAUUAUUGGCAGUAUUAAUUGGUUUGGUUUCAUUAAUAAUUAUUGGUGGAGUAAUGUUAUAAAAUUAGUUUGAAAAACAGAGAAUAAUUGAAAAGAGUGAAAGCCAAGAAAGUAAAACAAAAAAGAAGGUUGUUAACGAAUGAAAA